AGCUGAUUGUGACAUCCUCGACAUCUUCGUAGCUCGUAGAAAAUCAAUACACAAACAUGCGAACUUCGACGUUAAAAAUUGCUUGAAAAUAAACGAAAAUGUUGUUAAAACGAAAUCUAUUGGAGACCGUGACUGCUUUCUCGUGUUCGGGCACUGUAAUAUGCGUUUUACUUAACUAUGUGACGAAUAUUUCGCCUUUAAAAGGGAUUUGGUUUUCCGUUUACUUUGUGCUUCUGUUUCUUUUGUCUGUAACGCUUAGUUUUAGAUUGAUACAAUGGGUGAUCAAUUUAAACAAGCCUUUGAAAUACGACUUGGAUGGUUUGGUGCAAAAUUAUCCUUAUUUGGGGUUCUUGAAAGAUAUUUUGCCGCGCAUUCCUACGAGGGUAGAAAAAGAGUGUAAAGAGUAUGACACUAAUGAGUUGAGUGUGAUUUCGACUGUGUUGGAGCGCCGGCUAGUGUCAUCCUGGUACGUGCAUUAUGUGUCGCAAGAAAUAGGGUUUCCUUUCGCGUGCAAGCAAAUGCUGGAUCAGAUGAUUGGCAGAACUUUUCAGAUAUGCAACAAAAUAGAAACCAGAGACGUCUACAUAGAUGUUUCUUCUGUUCUUAUUACACACUUAAAGGAAUAUCGAAAAGCUACAAAGAGACAUGAGAAGCUUCCAACAAGUCCUAUCGAAUCACUUUACAAAAUGUCUCAUCCGGUCUCUAUUAUGGAAAAGAAAAUCGAAACGGGGGAUCACUGUACAAACCUACUACGAGUUAUACUCAAAGAACUUGUACCAUGGGAACUAUGGGAUACACCACAUUCCGAAUUACUAGUCCGAGUGCUAUCAAAGAAGUUAGACAAUUUCAUAGAAAGUACAUUAACUGAUCCCAUUUGGUUGAAUGACAAAUUAAUGACGAUAUUAAAAGGGAAACAAGAUGUAACAAAAAAAGAGAAGUCUGAGGAACCAAUAGAUAUAAUACCGGAAGAAGUAAAGAAUGAAAUAAAAGAAAUAUUAACAGAGUUGGAAGUAGAAAUACCGAAAACAGAUUUAACCCCACCUAAGUUGGAACCAACAACAUUGGAGUCGGCAUUGUCAACCGUAGUCAUGCAUACAACGGCUCCUAUAUUACAAAGAGCUAUUAACGAUGAUGUAGAAGAUCAAGAUAUUAUUGAGAAUGUUGAGCAAGUAGAAGAGGCAACUACGGCCACGGAACCACUUGACAUCAAAUCAUCGCCAGUGUUGAGACAACGAAGAGGAAGACAGGGCAGAAACGAAGUUAAGAUCUACGAUAGAAUUAUCGAAGGGAGUGUGAAGACGUGGGAAACGGAUACGGACCUACAGUGCAUCAGUCUAGGUCAAGAUUUGCUGGCCAGUCUGAACGGGGAGAUCACGCUCAGUCGGCUGUGGGGGCAGGACCCGCAGGAGGCUGAUACUGGGGGGAAGGAAACCAGGUUCUGGUUUGGCGAGGAAGACGCGAUGGACAUGGAGUUAGAAAGCAAGGAGCCGUCCCCUGUCAAGAAGGAACACAGCCCGAAGCCAACUGAGGCCAUCCUGAAGGACAUUCAGACCACAGUGCACCAGGCCAAGACCAAGAUAGGAGACCUGCAGGUCCCCCAUAGUGUCAUAGAUGUACCCCGCAACCAUGAUGAAGCAGCUGGAAUGAUGGAAGGUCUCUUGGAUUUCGGUAUUGCGGGACUUAAGAAAGGACUGCGAUUCACUGGUCUAAGCGACGAUUCUCAGGAAAAAUCUCCAUCGCAUAAAGAAAAAGAAAAGGGCCCUGAAAAGUCGCCUCCUCCAAAAGACAAAGGCCCUGAGAGGUCUCCACCGCCAAAAGAUAAAGGCCCGGAGAGGUCUCCACCGGCAAAAGAUAAAGGCCCUGAGAGGUCUCCCCCUCCGAAAGGCACCGAGAAAUCCCCACCUCCUGAUUCAAAGAAUAAACCAACUGAGUCGAAAGAAGAAAUCUUUUCCACUGUGAUACAGAAAGAAGAAAAUGGCACCAGCGCAGUCCCCACCCUAGUGAAGCAACAGCGUGUGGCGUCACAAGAUAGCGUGGCAUCACUCCCGAAACCCAUAAUAAAGGCCGGGCCCUCACCGCUCGUCCCGCUGCCGGACUCGCCCGAGCCGGAGUACGAGGAGGCGGCGGACCUGUCCACCAGCAUCGCUAAGCUACGCUGUUUGCUCCAACAGCGGGCUCAGGACCAGCCAAGCUGUGGUGCAGAGGAUGUCUGGUGGGAGUCAGCGGAGGAGACUCGCGGCCGCACGCAGCAGCAUCACUCGUCACGUCCCGUCGACACCGCCACGCUCGCAGACGAAUACGACAUGAAUGCUGACAGAAAUACGUCUCCUGGACAAACCUCUAACAACAUGCAAAGAUUGGAUAAACUCUUCCAGCGCACGGUAACAGGCGUGUUCAACUCGAUCAAGACGGCCGUGGGGGCUGAGGGUGAAGCGGAGGAAGUCCCGCGCACGUUGCAUGACUGGACGUAUGUCUGUACAUCCAUUGAACUCAGCGUGUGCGGCGCGGUGGCGCGGCUGGUGGGGUCGCGGCGCGCCUACAGCCACGUGGAGUGCGCGCUGGACUCGCUGGCGCAGCUGCCCGCGCCGCCGCCGCGGCCGCAGCUCGUGCCCGAGGACUUGGAGGAGUGGAUGUGCUGGCGCGGCGCGGCGUGGAGCGCGGCGGCCGAGCUGUGCUGCGCGGCCGGCCUGCUGCGGGCGCACCUGGCGCUGCAGGCCGCCACGCUGCUGCUCGCAGAGCUAGCAGAAUCUCUGAUAUCUGUCUACCUGGAUGAGGUAUCGUCAUGGCUGCGCGCGCAGGUGUUCGUGUUUUUCGAAAAAAUGGCGGACCAGCCCUCCGCUGGAGAGAGGGAGGUGCUUAGGGAAUUCCAGCUGGAAGAGACUUGCGCCGCCAUUGUGGAGAGAUUACCUGUGUUGCAAGUGUUCGGCGAGGAGACGGUGUCAGACGCAGUCAGGCUGUCUGUCUCGAGCUUCAGCCACAAGGGAGUGAACAGGGACGUGGUGUACCGCGUUCUCGACAUCCUUGCACUGCACUUCAAGAAGUCUGCUGGGCUGAGGAACCCUUCCUUUGAUGCCAAUUAGCACUUUCAUGGAGAGUACGUCUAAAGCCGUAGACCCUAUCUCAGGUCAUCAGCGUAGCGUUAUCCUGUUUACACAGAGUCAGGCUGCAGGUUUGACAGGUCCGGUUUUUUACAGAAGCGACCAGAUCUGUCCUUCUAACUCGCGAAGGGUCAACCAGCCCAAUACAGGUUAGGUCACACCUCCGAAACGCAUCCGGUCCCAAUUACGGAUUAAAUAUAUCUUAGCCAAAAAACCUAUUAACUAACUUUCUGUUUCCUUGUCACUUACAAAGGGAAACACACAUUGAACAUUAUUUUUGGCAAAUAGGCGUAGAGCUCACUCAGAUAAUCAAUGAACAAAUAAUCAUUUCGAUCAACGAAAUGCUGUGGCUACACUUACGCCAUCUAUUGUCGUUGAAACGUAUAUAGCGAGGGCCGAUUUCUCAAUAUUCAGAUGGCGCGCCAUGGCGUCCCAUUGUUUGUAGAAUGAAGUGAUUUGUAUUUUCAUCUAAUAAAUUUCAAUGGAUGAAAGAAAAAAUAUGAAAUGCUAAUGGAAGCUAGUCUAAUGAUCAAAAUAUAUCAAUUUCUGUCUUAUUUUUGAAUUUAAUUAAGAAUGAGUACGAAAUAACACUUAACAGCUUUUAUUGAUGACUUUUUAAGUACGACAGUAUUUCCACAAAUUCCAUAGAAAAUUUUGAUUUUGUCGUUUCGUAAAGAGUAUCUCAAAUAUAUAUAAAUUAUAUAAAAAUAGGAAUUUUUAUAUUUAAAUAUUGUUAAAAAAUCUGCUCUCUAGCAUUAAACCAAAGAUGUUGAGUUAAAAAAAAAGGUACUUAUUAUAAAUGAAAUUUAUGGCUUUAAAAAUGUAUUUUCGUUUUAAUUAAGUAGUAUAUUAU
Messenger RNA from Pectinophora gossypiella (pink bollworm), 3951 nucleotides. RefSeq lists its product as uncharacterized. Lineage: Eukaryota; Metazoa; Arthropoda; Insecta; Lepidoptera; Gelechiidae. The transcript is spliced from 15 exons. The coding region runs from base 99 to 3080 and encodes 993 amino acids. The record is from RefSeq and is a predicted model, not a curated record.